Messenger RNA from Branchiostoma belcheri (Belcher's lancelet), 1074 nucleotides. Its product is annotated as kynurenine formamidase-like. NCBI's taxonomy places the organism in Eukaryota, Metazoa, Chordata, Leptocardii, Amphioxiformes, Branchiostomatidae. Gene Ontology annotation, molecular function: arylformamidase activity. The record is from RefSeq and is a predicted model, not a curated record. The transcript has 6 exons. The coding region runs from base 1 to 885 and encodes 294 amino acids.
AUGGCGGCCACGAACGCUUUUUCUCCAGUUCUCCUCGUGGUACUAUUGGGACUCCUCGUCGGCCACGGUUUGGGACAAUCUGAGGAACCUCGGCUGAUCGACCUGACCUGGACUAUUGAAGAAGGGAUGAACGUGUAUCCCGUGCACGCAGAGUACCGCUUCACCGUAGUUUACAGAGGUGAACAGCCCGGCGGGUACUAUCUGGAGUCCAACAACAUCUUCAUGGCCGAACAUACGGGAACUCACCUGGACGCGCCUGCUCACUUCGCGGAAGGAGCUUGGAGACUUGACCAGAUCCCGCUGGGACACCUGACGGGGCCCGGGGUUGUCGUGGACGUGAGGGAGAAGAUCGGGGACAACCCAGACUACGCCAUCACUCAACAGGACUUAGAGGACUGGGAACGGGAGUACGGGCGGAUCCCAGACGACUGUAUUCUCAUGCUCCGCACAGGCUGGGGAGAGUGGUACUGGGAGCAGGGAGUCAGCGCCUACCUGGGCACCGACACCAAGGACGUCACCAAGAUUCACUUCCCUGGCCUGCACCCAGGGGGCGCUCAGUGGCUCGUGGACAACCGUAAAGUAAAGAUGGUCGGCAUUGAUUGCAUGGGCGCGGACACUGGAGAUGCUUCUGCCAAGACUGCUCCGGCCCACCAAAUCCUCCUGCCCAACAACGUCCUGAUCCUAGAGAACGUGGCCCACCUGGACGAGAUGCCCCCUACCGGAUCUACCGUGUACGCCAUGCCCAUCAAGAUCGGCCAGGGGAGCGGAGCUCCCGCCAGGGUCUUCGCAAUCGUCGACAACCGAACCAGCGCGGCGGGACCGACAACACCAAACUUCAUCCUCGCCGUAACUUCAGUUAUCAUGAUUAUCUUACAGUCACUGUGAGGCAAAUGCACCUCCUUCAAACCGUCUUCAAAUCAAUACACCAACAAGUACCGGAAUACCUACAAAUGUUCUGUAGAACAUCUCAUAUCUACCAAACUAGGCACAAUUCAAAAUUAUCUUUAAAACUUCCUAAAGUCCGAUUAGAAUCUGGCCGAAGAAACUUUGCGCACAGGGGAGCAUUUGCCUAUA